GGGCGCAUGCGCGCGAGGGAGCGCGCACCCUGUCCGAUCUUGUAGAGUCCGAGAACUGUGGAGGCUGGAGAGGAGUGGCCGGAGCCGCCCGGUGAGGCUUCUGGAAAGUAGCUGAGGGAACUGGUCAGCGGGACAGAGUAUCUGUAUUUCUGUGUCCAGCAGUGUGACUCACCAUGGAUAAUCUGUCCCCAGAGGAAGUUCAGCUGCGGGCUCACCAGGUUACUGAUGAGUCUCUGGAAAGCACAAGGAGAAUCCUGGGUUUAGCCAUUGAGUCUCAGGAUGCAGGAAUCAAGACCAUCACUAUGCUGGAUGAGCAAGGGGAACAACUAAAUCGCAUAGAAGAAGGCAUGGACCAAAUAAAUAAAGACAUGAGAGAGGCAGAGAAGACUUUAACAGAACUCAACAAGUGUUGUGGCCUCUGCGUCUGCCCUUGUAAUAGAUUCUCAGUUGGUGACUGUUUCCUUGAAACCAGGACAAAGAACUUUGAGUCUGGAAAGAACUAUAAGGCAACAUGGGGAGAAGGUGGCGACAACUCACCUAGCAAUGUAGUAUCUAAGCAACCGAGCCGGAUCACAAAUGGUCAGCCUCAGCCAACUACAGGAGCAGCCAGUGGUGGAUACAUUAAACGUAUAACUAAUGAUGCCAGAGAAGAUGAGAUGGAAGAGAACCUGACUCAAGUGGGCAGCAUCCUAGGCAACCUAAAGAACAUGGCUCUGGAUAUGGGCAAUGAAAUUGAUGCUCAAAAUCAGCAAAUACAGAAGAUCACAGAAAAGGCUGAUACCAACAAGAAUCGAAUUGACAUUGCCAAUACAAGAGCAAAGAAACUCAUUGAUAGCUAAAGCCCUGCUGUACUUCUUUGCCUGUUAACUCAGUUCUCUAGCUCCGCUGAGUCAUUUCUUAUUCAGAGUUUGAAAGGCUGUGAGAAGGAGCGGAGGAGGAAUGCCUCUCUACUUUCUUACUUUGUCUUUUGGGGGUAGGUUCUUGCUCAGGCUUCCUUACAGUCUUUCUCAGUCACUCUCAUAGGCUUCUUUCCAUACAUCACCGUCUCUUCAUCUCAUCAUAUAGCUUCCUUUUGCGUUCAAGAUUUGGAAGCAUUGCCAAAGAGCCAUGAAAGAGGCAGCUGUAUAAGUAGCUUUUGUUAUUAUUGGUUGGUUGGUUUGGUUUUGGUUUUGUGGUAAAGAGCAAGAGGAAGGAAUAGGAAAUGAAGCUGACUCAUUAAAGAAACUACAGGUCACAAAAACACAGACGAGUGCUUGGGGUGGGAGCUUUCACACAUGUGUUUUGUUCUGCAUCACUGUUUUUCAGUUUCUGCUCCAAAGGAGAAUACUAUGAGUUUUCUAGAAGUGAGCUUCACUUCUGAACCCAUAGUGAUGUGUGUGUAUAUACAUAGGUUCUUGGAUCCAGUUUCAUAUUGCACAUGCAGGAACAGUAUAUAAAUGAGUGCCUUUUAUUCUCACACAAUAAGUCAUAGCAUGUAGGCCUGUUAACUUCAUGAAGUUGACAGUAGCCUUUAAAAGAUACACACACACACACACACACACACACACACACACACACACAUGAAAUAGGAGAUUUCCUCAAAGUUUUUGCAAAACUUUUACAGUGUAUCAUGUGAAUUCAGAUUUACCUCAAUACUAAGAAUUAUGUUUAGAUAUGAAAAAAACUUGUUUUGAUCUCAGGUAGAAAAAUAGAUUGCUUUGAGUUUUGUGUAGUUUUAAACAUUUAAAAAGUCAUAAUUUGCUACUAAAAGUUGUCUGGAAAAUUAUGCCUUUGGAUUAUUGAUGACCGCACUGCCAUUCUCUCUGCCUUACGCACAGAAUCAAGUUUAUGUAGAUCCUGAAGUGUUAGGAAAGCUGAAAUGGUAUUUGUCACAUUUGUUUAAAAAUUAGCAUCUGUACACUUUAGAGCUACUAAAGUAGAUUGGUUUCACCAAUAACCAUUGCUUUAUUCUUACAAUUAAAUUUUAUAAUUAAUGAUAUUGUUCUUUCAAAUAGGUAAUGUUUCUAUGACUUAUUUGUGGGGGCAAUCAUUUUAUCAGCUUUUGUUGACAUUAAAUAAAGCAAAUGUCCAUACAUCAAGCA
Molecule: messenger RNA, 2081 nt
Organism: Mus caroli (Ryukyu mouse)
Lineage: Eukaryota; Metazoa; Chordata; Mammalia; Rodentia; Muridae
Gene: Snap23
Product: synaptosome associated protein 23
Biological process (GO): synaptic vesicle priming; synaptic vesicle fusion to presynaptic active zone membrane; exocytosis
Cellular component (GO): SNARE complex; plasma membrane
Molecular function (GO): syntaxin binding; SNAP receptor activity
Source: RefSeq, a predicted model, not a curated record